Molecule: messenger RNA, 5160 nt
Organism: Parascedosporium putredinis
Lineage: Eukaryota; Fungi; Ascomycota; Sordariomycetes; Microascales; Microascaceae
Source: the annotation of a GenBank genome assembly
AUGGCGGCGCUCGACGGCAGGCGAUCCUGGAGGAACCAGCUUGGAGCGGACGACUCGCCUGCGAAGAAGGAUAAGCACUAUCGCAAAUAUGCUUCCGCCGUGGAAAGAGCUCUCGCCCUCUUCGAGACCACCCUCCAAGAGUGGGCCGACUACAUUUCGUUUCUUAACCGCCUCCUCAAGGCUCUCCAAUCUCGCCCGCCCUCUAUAAAUGCGAUACCUUCGAAAGCACUCGUCGCCAAACGUCUAGCGCAAUGUCUGAACCCCUCGCUCCCCUCGGGAGUCCACCAAAAGACCCUCGAGGUCUAUAACCACAUCUUUUCCGUCAUCGGAAAAGAAGGCCUGUCGCAGGACCUACCGCUGUACCUCCCAAGCUUGGCCUCGACCCUCUCUUUUGCUUCCCUGUCCGUCAGGACACCUUACCUAGAUCUGCUCGAAGCGCACUUCGUGGGUCUACAUCCAAGAGCGUUGAGACCAGCUAUGAAAUCCAUUGUCCUCGCCCUUCUUCCCGGCCUCGAAGAGGAGACUAGCGAGGAUGAGCAAAUAGCAGGCUCCCACUCAACCGGCGACGACUUCUUCUGGCAAUGCUUCUUCCUUGCGUCCAUCACCGGCCAGACCCGGAGACUGGGCGCCUUGGCCUACUUGACGAGAAACCUCCCAAAACUCGCCGAUGAGGGCAGCCCCGACGCCAAAGGCGAUUCCGAAGUUGCGCGACGGCUCGCCAGCAUCGUGACAUCACCGGAGCCAGGCCUCCUCAUCCGCUGCUUCGCCGCGGGGCUUGGCGACGAACAACUUCUUAUUCAGCGGGGGUAUUUAGACCUUUUGGUGACCCAUCUACCCCUCGACGCCUCCGUACUCCAGUCCAAGGCGAAGCAGACGGAUUUGCAGUUGCUCCUGCGCGCUGCCUCCGGUGUCGUCACCCGCCGGGACAUGAGCUUGAACAGGCGAUUGUGGGCGUGGCUCUUGGGCCCCGAACCUCCUCACGCAGACGGCGAGCUUCCCCUGGAGUCACCUUCUGCGGAUAACCCACAGUACCUGACUUCCAAGACUAGCUAUUUUGAGGAGCAUGGCCUUCAGCCUUUGACCCAGGCGCUUCUUGCCGCCAUCAAUACUACUCAGAAGCAAACCCCCGUCGAGCGGGCGCGUCCCUACCGCGUUUGCCUCUCUCAUGGACAGGUGGGAAAUUGUGUCCGCAGCUAUAAAUCCCAAGCCGGGUCCAAGGCCGAUUUCCACGAGGUCCUGCGAAGCGCCAGUGUCUUCUUUGACGGCGUGGAGAGCGGCCUGAUUUAUGGCGAGAUUGUGAGGCUGCUCGCCGAGGCCGUCGGGCCCGGAGAUGCCUCCUACGCCCAGCGCAUCGAGAAGCUCAAUCUAGUCAACUUCAUCAUCUCAAGCUUCAAUAUUAGAGAGGAGGAAAUGGUGACGAUCCAUGCCCCGCUGGCUGCCCUUUCGAUUCUGUGCAUGCUGGAAAACGCAAAGGACCGCCCACUCAACAUUGCGGUUGCUCUUCUCGACCUCGUCCCGAUGCGAGCCUUUCCCUCCGGCUCGGAGGGGAGAAACGGUAGGAAGUCCAAAUCAGAUACCUCCGCCGCGCCUCUUUCCGACACGGAGGUCCUCAAGCGGAUAAGUGCGUUCUAUGUUGAGGAGCAGGGCGCCGUCGAUAACGCCCCGCUACCUUUCCACGGCUCCGAGGUCGCCGAGCUCCUCUUGCACAAGUCCUCCAAGCUCAGCUACGAAGCUCUUGCCCUGCCGGAGUCGUUUCGAGAUUUGAGCGUUAGGGUCCGGAUUCUCGUUCUUCUCCUUCUCAAAAUCCCCGAGGAAUACGAAUGGGACACCGAGUCCAUCCUCUCCUCGAUCCGCAAGGGUCUCCAGAGCCCUCACCCCCAGAACCGUGAUAUCGAGGCGGCCAUUGCGGGGCUCAUGAUCGAGAAGGAUAUCGGCGGCACGUUUGCCACCCGCCCAUCCGAACCGGGCCGGAGCUUCAGCGUCUUGUGGUCUCACACCCUGCAGGAUAGCCCUUCGCAUAUGGAGCGGAGAGGGUCCAAAACCCCCAUUACGGAGCACAAGCUCUUCGCGAUGCCGCGACUUGCCGGGCUCGAUCACUACGACGUAAUGCUGACCCAACCCCUUUUCCUCAUGCUCGACGCCCUUCUCGACGAGCGGACCCAGCUCUUUAUGGCUGCAAAGGCCUGGCUUAGCACAAUGGUCGGAAUCGACCGGCUACUUCUUGUCUUCAUCUCCAAGUUCAUCGAUACGCCGUUCCUUCAGUCACAAAGGCUCACAACUGACGGCCCAACGACCGCCUCUAUACAAAUGACGGACGAUGACGACCUCGAUAUCUGCUUGUAUCAGCUUAGGACUCUGUCAAAUGUUCUACGGUGGGCGCCUGAAAGUGUCUGGGCUGUUCUAGACUUGACAACGGUGCCCGAUGAAUCGGGACGCCCAGACGCCUCGAAAAUUACCGGAACAGAGGUAGAAACCUCGAUGCAGCAAAUCUUUGCCCAGGUUUGCCUCAGAUGUAUCUCUCUCCGCACCAGUGCCGAGAACUCGGCUCUCGCGGCCCAGACGUCUCAGCUCGCUCGGAUAGCCUUGACGGUGCUUCACCAGAUUCUGCUCAAUCCAUAUGCCCCUCGUCUCUCACUUCCCGAUAUCGAAGAAGUCCUUAUCGAUCGCCUUAUUGAGUCUUUGAAUGGCCCUGAUCCGUACAUUCAAAUCCUUCUCCUAGAUGUUGUGUAUGCAUCGCUCAAGCUACACCCGACCGCCGCUCCGGAGCAACCGGCGUCGCCGAGCUCCGAGAAGCGUUCGGUUAUCCUCGACCCCAGCAAACGCGUGCCACUCCCCAUUGCUACUGAUCCUCCGUCACACACCAAACCUCCUCCCCCAUCUCUCCUAAAAUGCCUUCGGGCUGGCCUGAGUUCCCCGAGUAGCCGACCAGUCCUAGAGAGUUGGAUUGGAUUCCUUACCGAGUGCUUGUCCAUGUACUCGGAUGCCCUCUUCCAAAUUCUCAUCCCUCUCGUCGAGACUUUGUGCAGCCAGAUCGACGGGAGUUUUAGGGCGUUGCGUGGCAUGUUUAGGCAAAGCGCAAGCUCGGCCAGGACCGAAUCAAGCGGCCCCGAGUCCACACUCAUCUCGCUCCUCAACGGCCUAGAAGAAGUCCUUGCCAGCGCGCACGCUCGGCUUCUGAUAGAAGAAGCGCGGGCGCAGGCGGUGAAGACGCCGGACCAGCAGCAGAGCUUCUUUGGGAACAUGGUGUCGGGAGUGUUUGCGUCGGACACGCAUCAUUCUCGGAGCGCCACGGCGAAUGACCGUCUGACUGUUCACCUCGCUUUUCAGGACGCCAUCCGCAUGUGCUUCACCAUAUGGCAUUGGGGCCAAGGUGACGAGGCCAAGUUGCUCGACCCUUCAUCCGCAGCGUCCUUCAACUACACCUCGUUGCGGAUGAGGAAUAGGGCGCGCCGCCUGCUUGAGCACCUAUUCGCCGCCGAGACCUUGGAGUGCCUGGAAACUCUUGUUGGUAUUUGGUGUCGGUCCUACAGCGAGCCCACCGAGGAAGCCGCGGGGGUCUUCAAGCUUUUAGCCGCGUUGGACGGAUCCCGACCCAAGAGCACUAUCCCCGCCAUCUUCAAUGCCAUCUACAGCCGCACGAACCCAUCCGUUCUCGAGGCGUCCCGCAUGUCAACGCUGACCAUAGAUCUCCAGGACACUGACCUCGUCAUCUUCUUGGUCGACUACACGAGGUCGCUGGACGAUGACGCCAUGGAUGAGAUAUGGGCCGACUGCGUGACUUUCUUAAGGGAUCUCUUGGCAAAUCCUUUCCCGCAUCGCCAGACACUUCCGUCACUCUUGGAGUUUGCAGCAAUCCUGGGCGAGAAGGUUGACAAUACAAACUUUGGGGAGCAGAGAAAGAUGCGUCGCGAACUUGGGGACAUCUUCCUCCGUCUGUUGACAGCGCUCUUUACCACCCGUCCGGUUACCUUUUCCGAGUCCAGCAGCCUUUCCGAGAAGACCAAGGCUGAUAUACCGCAUAUCCCGACGCCAGCGGAGCGAGCAGACGACGUUGUUGGUAUCCUGUCAACCAUUGUUCCCAACUUGCCCAAGAUUCUUGUUGAGUCGGAUAGGGUCCUCUCAGCAGCCACGACAAUAUCGUCGAACGCCAUUGGCCCUGCCAUACGCUCCAAGAAUUUCCCGGAUACGGUGACCAAGAGCACGCUCAACCUCUUCUACGAGCUUUCCAAAGUUCCUAACAACCAAAAGGCCUCGAAGAAGGACAUUGGCGACGCCUUCAACGACGCCAAGUUCUUCUCGUCUGAUUUACGGCUCGUACAGAGUGAUUGGUUACCGCUCCUCAGGCAGUGGGUGGUUAGCGACAAGGAAAGGCUGCCCGAGAUUCUCGGGCGCAUCAGCCCUCCCACAACCGCGGGGAUAGUGUUCGGCGUCGGUGCGACUUCGGCCCGGUUAGAAGCGGACCGGAAGACGCAGCUGAAUCUCCGCCGCAUUGCGACGCUUAUUUUAGCGACGCCGGAAGAUGCCUUCGCUUCCGACCUAGCGGUAAUCUCGGAGAAGUUGACGGAGCUCCUCGGCGCGACAGCAACCUCGUCGCCAUCAUCCACUACACGUGCGGAGGUCUACAUGGUGAUAAGGGCCUUGGUUCUCAAAACAAGCGCCAUCCACCUGGCUAUGCUCUGGCCAGUCGUUAAUGCAGAAUUGCACUCCGCCAUCUCGUCCGUUGUCGCCCCCGACCACAGUGCCGCCUCGGAGACAUACAUGAACGCAUCGGUGCUCCAAGCAUGUAAGCUGCUGGAUCUUCUCAUCUGCGUUGCCCCAGAUGAUUUCCAGCUUCACGAAUGGCUGUUCGUUACGGACACAAUUGAAGCAGUAUAUCGGGUCCGUUUCCCUCAGCUCCGGCCUCGAAACGGGUUCAGCGGCUCAAAUGGCCGUGAACAACCUUCAACGCCGGCCGCUUCUGGGACCGGGGGAAUCAGCGACGAGGUGGGCUUGGAGAGGAGAGACGAAUUGGUGGCCAAGGUGCUCCGCCCGUUCUUUGGGCAGCUCAGCAUCUUUGCGUUUGAGUCUACGUACGCCAUGGGGGCGCUCGAUCGUGAGCGCUGCGUGGAGGGACUGUUGAGAGAUCUAUUUGACGAAAAGAUGAUUGUCAAGGGGCUUUAG